UGUAAAACUUUUCUUGCUGACCACGUCCGAAGCUUACUUCCCCUCUCCUCGUUAAACCCUACUCCUUUCCGCUUGACCUCUACCGCUAUUUCUUCUCCUUCUUUAAUCUUCCCAAAUUAAUACUCUGAUAAAAGUCAGAUUACAGAAUAGUACUGAAGCCACUCAGCCAUGUCGGUGAGCAGAAUAACAAAUCGAUUUCCAAGGACGGUGUUAACUCAGUUCCGCAACUCGCUGUUAUUUUGCCAAUGUCGUGACCACAAAUAUGUUUCCACUCUGUCCAAUCAAUUCCUGUCCCCUCAUGGCCCCCGUAAUACGGUUGUCCCUGGUCAGGUGUCACUGUUGCAUCAUUCAGCUCUAAAUUCAUCUGCUUUUCAAUGGUUUGGAUUCUCAUCAUCUGCGUCUGCACAGCCCAGUGAAAAGGAGACUGCUCAAACUGGAAAUGAACAGGAAGCUAAGGCAGAGGGUACUCCUGCUGAUCAAACAGAAGAAUUUGUUUCUGAUGAAAAAAAUAAGUCAGAUUUGCAAAGUGACCUAACAAGAGAUGACCUGGUGAAACUUGUGGUGGAGAAGGAAGAACUUGUGAAGCUGAAAGAGGAAGAGCAUGAGAAAAUGAAGGACACGGUUCUGAGGACUUACGCAGAGAUGGAGAAUGCGAAGGAACGCACUAGACGUGAAGCAGAGAACACAAAGAAAUUCGCCAUUCAGAAUUUUGCAAAAAGCCUUUUGGAUGUGGCAGAUAAUCUAGGUAGGGCUUCUGCUGCUGCAAGAGAGAGCUUUUCAAAGAUUGAUACAUCUAAUGAUGCUUCGGGGUCCAUUCCUCAACUUAAAACACUUCUUGAAGGAGUUGAAAUGACUGAAAAACAACUAACAGAGGUAUUCAAAAAGUUCGGUAUAGAGAAGUAUAAUCCAAUUAAUGAAGAAUUUGAUCCAAACAGACAUAAUGCUGUGUUCCAAGUUCCAGAUGCUUCGAAACCAAUGGACCAUGUUGCAGUUGUGCUAAAGGCUGGAUACAUGCUACACGACCGAGUUAUACGGCCUGCAGAAGUUGGUGUGACGGUGUCUGUCAACAUCGAGAAAACAGAUAAAUGAAUCGAGAAAGUACUUCAGGUACUGUUUACAGUGAAGGAUAGAACCUUAUUUUCUCCUUUUAGAUUAAGUUAUUGUAGUUUUAGAAUGGAUUUGGUACGGUUCAAAUCUUCAUUUGAGUGUGGAAAUUUUUUUCCCCGCGGGAACCAUAAGAGCCAGUAUGAAUAAAGGGGCUUGUUUGAGGGUCUUGAACUUGCAUAUGUUGCGUCCAAGCAUGCAGACAUUUUUUCUUGAAUAGAGGAAUAUACCACACAAACUUUACCUGGUAGUA
Messenger RNA from Olea europaea var. sylvestris, 1357 nucleotides. RefSeq names its product grpE protein homolog 2, mitochondrial-like. Bases 169 to 1089 code for a protein of 306 amino acids. Gene Ontology annotation, cellular component: PAM complex, Tim23 associated import motor. Gene Ontology annotation, biological process: protein import into mitochondrial matrix; protein folding. The record is from RefSeq and is a predicted model, not a curated record. Gene Ontology annotation, molecular function: protein homodimerization activity; protein-folding chaperone binding; adenyl-nucleotide exchange factor activity. The transcript has 6 exons. Lineage: Eukaryota; Viridiplantae; Streptophyta; Magnoliopsida; Lamiales; Oleaceae.